Colletotrichum karsti is the source of this 2166-nucleotide messenger RNA. Its product is annotated as transient receptor potential ion channel. The record is from RefSeq and is a predicted model, not a curated record. Gene Ontology annotation, biological process: transmembrane transport; fungal-type cell wall biogenesis. The coding region runs from base 1 to 2166 and encodes 721 amino acids. Lineage: Eukaryota; Fungi; Ascomycota; Sordariomycetes; Glomerellales; Glomerellaceae. The transcript has a single exon.
AUGCGAUUCUCACGAUUGACAACAUUACUUACCUUCAUCUCCUUCGCCGCCCUCCUGCCCUCCGUCUUCGCCGAAAGGAUCCUCCAGUCUUCCUCCCUAAACAGCUGUCAGAAACAAUCCGACUUCUCCGCCUCGCUCUUCACCAUCGUCGUAUCUGCCGACAAUGGCACCGUCACCUGUAAUGUCGCCGCCGUCGUUUCCGUCGAGGGCAAGGCCAUCUUCGACGUCGCCUUGCGCAUCUACGGAUACGAGUACAUGCGCCAGACCAUCAACCCGUGCGAGAUGGACCUCCAGGGCCUGUGUCCGAUGAAGCCCGGAAAGAUCAACAUGGAAUUCUCCUUCCCUAUCGGCGACAAGCUCGACCAAGUACCCGGCAUCGCCUUCACGAUCCCCGACCUCGACGCCACCGUCCACGCCCUGAUCAACCUGACCGACAGCGACACGACCGUCGCCUGCAUCGAAGCCGACUUCUCGAACGGUAAGACGGUCAACCUCAACGGCGUGAAAUGGGCCACGGCCGUUAUCGCAGGCAUCGGCCUCCUCUCCGCCGGUUUCAUCUCCGCAAAGGGUCACACCGACAACGCUGCCCAUCUGGCGGCCAACGCGCUGUCGCUCUUCGGAUACUUCCAGGCCCAGGCCUUCGUCGGCCUCACCGGCGUCGACAUGCCGCCCAUCGUGCAGGCCUGGACGCAGAACUUCCAGUGGUCGAUGGGUAUCGUGCGGAUCGGCUUCAUCCAGGACCUGGCGACGUGGUACCAGCGCGCCACGGGAGGCGAGGCCGCGGACCUGCUCACCUCGAUGAAGAACUACUCCGUGCAGGUCUCGAAACGCUCCCUCGACGUCAUGGAGAACUACGGCGGGCCCGUCAAGCGCGCCGUCUCGGCCAUCGCGAAGCGCUCCAACAUCAAGCUCGACAACGGCUCGUACAUCGUCUACGGAAUCCAGCGCGUGGCGUUCAAGGCCAGGAUCGAAACCACGAACCUCUUCCUCACGGGUCUCAUCAUCUACAUGAUCUUCGUCGGCUUCACCAUCGCCUGCGUGGCGGCGUUCAAGGGUCUCGUUGAGAUCGCGGCCAAGAAGGGCAUGGUGAAGGGGGACCGCUUCGUCGAAUUCCGCCGCGACUGGAAGAUCACCCUCAAGGGCGUCCUCUUCCGCCUCAACCUCAUCGGGUUCCCGCAGAUCGCCGUCUUGUGUUUGUGGGAGUUCGUGCAGCACGAUUCGCCCGCCAUCGUGGUCCUCGCCGUCUUCUUCUUCUUCGGCACGCUCUUCACCCUCAUCUGGGCGUCCUGGAAGGUCAUCCGCAUCGCGAGACAAUCGAUCCUGACUCACCAGAACCCCGCGCACGUUUUGUUCUCGAACCCGGCCAUCAUCAACAAGUGGGGAUUCUUGUACGUCCAGUACCGCGCCUCGGCGUACUACUUCGUCAUCCCCUUCAUCGCCUACAUCUUCAUCAAGUCCGCCGUCAUCGCCUUCGGACAAGGCACCGGCGCCGGACAAGCGAUCGCCCUCAUUAUUAUCGAGGCCGCUGCCUUGAUCGCCGUCAGUGCGCUGAAGCCAUUCAUGGAUAAGAGCACCAACUCGUUCAACAUCUCCAUCGCCGCCAUCAACUUCAUCAACUCCAUUUUCCUCCUCAUCUUCACGAACGUGUUCGGCACCCCCGGCAUCGUGAUCGGUGUCGUCGGCGUCAUCCUCUUCGUCGUCAACGUCAUCUUCGCCCUGGUCCUGCUGCUCAUGGUCCUGAUCUCGAGUAUCCUGGUCUUCUGGCGCGUCAAGGGCCAGCCGAUCGAGCCAAGCCAGCUCCACGAUCCCAGCGUGAUGGCGAAGCGCGACGGCACCGAGAACAAGUCCCUCCUCGACCUCGACGAGGACGACAAGCCGAUGUACAGAAGAGAGUCGGUGAGGUCGGUGAGGUCGAUGUACGGAGGAGAGAAGGCGAUGGAGGAUGGAAGGAGUCAGCCCAGGGGAGCGGCCGAUAGCCACGAGAUGUCAUAUCUGCCGUCACCGACAACACGGCCCGCAGUCAGCCCUGCGAUGCCGUUGUUCCCCGCGGAUCCGUCACUACGCCCGCUCACUCCCACAACGCCGCGCUCACCGGCCGGCAACGACCCGCCACAAAGUCCAUUUGCGACGAUGGAUGAGUUUAGGUCGAAACACAACAACAGGUGA